Dicentrarchus labrax (European seabass) is the source of this 4035-nucleotide messenger RNA. RefSeq names its product olfactory receptor 52E8-like. The transcript has 2 exons. Lineage: Eukaryota; Metazoa; Chordata; Actinopteri; Moronidae. Bases 79 to 1038 code for a protein of 319 amino acids. Gene Ontology annotation, cellular component: membrane. Gene Ontology annotation, biological process: G protein-coupled receptor signaling pathway. The record is from RefSeq and is a predicted model, not a curated record. Gene Ontology annotation, molecular function: G protein-coupled receptor activity; olfactory receptor activity.
ACUGCAGUGAGGUGUUGCAGUGCGCUCAUGGAAGCAGAUUCAGUUUUUACAAGGUUGUGACUGUGAAUUCAAGUGACUAUGUUCUACACUAAUGUAACAAGGAUAAAACAUUUCUUCAUCCUCGGAUUUCCUGAACUGUCACUAGAGUAUUAUGGACCUGUGUCAGCCCUGCUUUUUGUGCUUUUCAUGUCUAUAGCUGUAGGAAAUAUUUUCAUUUUAGUGUUUGUUAAAUGUGAAAGGUCUCUUCACAAACCUACAUAUCUGAUCUUUUGUCACUUGGCAUUAACUGACUUAGCAUUUGGGACUGUUACUCUGCCAAAGAUUAUAUCAAAGUACUGGUUUGGUGACAGCAUUAUUUCAUUUUAUGGAUGCUUUGCACAAAUGUAUUUUGUUCAUUUUCUAGGGGCAGCUCAUUCUUUCAUCCUGAUGGUGAUGGCCCUUGAUCGUUUUAUUGCAAUUUGUGCUCCACUGCGUUACACAGUUCUUUUCACAAAUACCACUGUGUCUGUGCUUUGUGGAAUAUCAUGGCUUAUGCCAAUAUCAUGGAUGGUGGGUGUAGUUAUUGAUGCUCUUACAUUGCCUUUCUGUAAUUCAAACAUUAUUGUACAGUGCUAUUGUGACCAUAUAGCAAUAACAGCGCUUGGAUGUGAGAACGUACGAGAGGUUCAGAUAGUAGCAUUUGGUCUUGCCAUGUUCAGUUUGUUGUUGCCUCUGAGUUUUAUUGUCUUGUCAUAUUUUGUCAUUGUGCUGGCUGUUAUGAGAAUAUCCAGCUCUGAGGGCCGCAUCAAGACCCUGUCAACCUGCAUGCCACAGCUUCUCAUCACAUUUCUGUAUUACAUGCCAAGAUGUUUUGUGUAUCUGGCAAAUAAUUUGGGAUUCACUUUCAGUGUUCCAGUUCGCAUUGUUGUUGUAAUGAUGUACAGUCUUCUACCUGCUGCUGUCAACCCAAUAAUAUAUUGUUUCAAAACCAAGGAUAUCAAAGAAAGCUUGAAGAAGAAAUUCCUUAUUAGAAAAAUUAACAUCAGCACAAAAACUUGAUAAAAUACAAUACAAUUUUUUUUUUUUUUUUUUUUUUUUAUUAUUGUCAACUUUAUUUUCUUGUGUUCUUAGCUCAUGUUUUGACAUAUUUUCAUUCUUUCUCUCCACAUUACUCUGUUGUUUUAUUGAACUGUAAGUACUUUAUAACUUUGUUUAAGUACAUAAAUAAAAUGUAUACAGUUUCUCAUUAUAAACAGAUUUCAUAUCAGCAUUCUCUGUUCAAAAACUUUGACAAAUGCUAAAAGCAGGGAAACAGCUAACCCAGCUUUGUCCAAAGGCCUUACAGCACCUGUAAAGGUCACAAAGUAGCCUGUUAUCCUGUUUAAUCCAUUUUGUUUUAUGGGGUCCAGGUGUCUGGCUGCAGUCUUUUUGAGGUAGCAAGGAAACAGAACAUGAGUGCGGAGAGGAGCAGCAAAAAUGUCCCCUCCUUGCUCACAGAGCUGUUCAUUUCCUUUGCUCCUGUUCAAAGCCACUCAGGGCUGCUCCGAUCAAUCAACUAUUACAAAACGGCCUUGUGUGUCAGCUAUCUCAUUAGUUGGACUAAUACCUGUACGCCUUGCUUUGCUACUGACCCAAGGUGCCUUAAACUUCUGAUGAUCUCUGAUGGUCACACAAGUCUCUUGUAAGGAGACUAUUUCAGUUUUAAGGUGUUUUAAGUGGAAAAAUAUGCCACCUCUCUUAACUGGGCCUUUGAUUCCUUUGACAAGAAACUUAGACAUGCUUCUCCAUUUUGUGUUAAAUUACCCAUAAUCAAUCAUUAGGGUGUAUGCAAAGACAAGUAACAUAGUGCCUUGUUAAAGUAAGUAGAAAAUAGAGAAAAACAAAUAAUAAUGAUUAAAAAAAACAGCCUUGUAGGACCUAAAGCACAAAUACCCAAAAAGAAAACUCUCAGAACAGAGACCCAAUGAUCACACCAAAACAUUCCUAAGCUUGUUCAAAGCACUAGAACUAUUAGCAGGAUCUUAUAAACCUUUGACUUACAUAUGACCUAAACCUGUUACCUCCUUAACACACCUGAGCAGGCAAGGCUCCUGUAACUGCAAAUACACCGAUCAGCCAUAACAUUAUGACCACUGACAGGUGAAAUGAAUAACACUGUUUAUCUCUUUAUCAUGGCACCUGUCAGUGGGUGGGAUAUAUAUCAGGCGGCAAGUGAACAUUUUGUCCUCAAAGUUGAUGUGUUAGAAGCAGGAAAAAUGGUCAGCGUGAGGAUUUGAGUGACUUUGACAAGGGCCAAAUAAAUCUGCAGCUCUUGUGGGGUGUGCCCAGUCUGCAGUGGUCAGUACCUAUCAAAAGUGGUCGAAGGAAGGAAAAGUGGUGAACCAGAGACAGAGUCAUGGGAGAACAAAGCUCAUUGAUGCACGUGGUGAGCGAAAGCUGCCCGUUUGGUCCGGUCCAACAGACAAGCUACUGUGGCUCAAAUUGCUGAAAAGGUUUAUGCUGGUUCUGAUAGAAAGGUGUCAGAACAGACAAUACAUCCCAGUUUGUUGUGUAUGGGGCUACAUAACAUUAUGACCACCAGGAUGCCCAGGUGGUGAUAAUGUUAUGCCUGAUAGGUGUUUGUCUAUAACUUAAAACAGAGUAACUUAAUAAAGGGAAUUAGUGGAGGGUAACACCCAUAGCAAAAAGGUAACCCCUGACAACCAAGUCUUACCAUUAGCAAACAGACAAAAGUAACAAUGGUAAAGUUUUAAGAAACAAUAGAGAGAAAAAGUAGAUUACAAUGCCACUGCUUAGUGCCAAAUGCCUCCAUACCUGACUGUCCACACCAGGUUAUUUAGCAGCAAACAAACUUGGAGAAAUUACAAGGGCCAUCGACUUUCGGGGUCACCUUUUCCAGAAUGGUCCAUUUAUGAAUGACCAUUGGCAUUAACAUGCAUUUAGUGCAGAUGAGGCUUUCGUGUCCCUUGAACCGGCUUAGUAUCCACUAACCAGUGGGAGUGACCCACUGGUUCCAGAAUUCCUGAGCUUUUUGUGGUGAGUCUAAAUAGUAGUUAUCGCUCCGAAAUGAAACCUGGAGACAAGCAAGAUGCAGCAGGUGGAAUUUCAUUCCUUUCAGGUUAAAAGAGUUUCUAACGGCAUUGAAUGCAGCUCGUUUUUUAGCCCGAGUGGUGCUGAUGUCCAGGGAUACUCUCAACUUGGAGCCUGUGUUGCCUGGACCAUCUUAAAACGUUCUUUGUCCUGAAAACAGAGGAAUUUGAUCAUGAAAGCUCUUGGUUUCACCACGCCAGCAUCUCCUAGUCUGGGUGUGAGGGAGUGGUGGGCUCGCUUUAUCUCCGGAGGAUGUUGAGAACGCUGGGACAGGGGCACCUCCAUUAGUAGAUACAACCUUUGUCGGAUCCUGGUCCUUCUCGCUUCCUUUGGGUAUGUUAAUUACCAUCAGACUAAAACGCCUGGACCUUUUUUUGAGGUCAUCCACCAUUUCCAGCAGUACCGUGGCUUGAGAUUGUAGAGAUUCAACAACACCUUCCAUCUUGGUGAGUUUUUCAAAGUUUCCACUCAUCAAACCUUUCAUCAGACCUUUACUUUUAGUAAGACGGUUGUUGAAUGCUGACAUUUGUUGCCCCAGUAUGUCCACUGACUGCUUCAGGGAUUCUGCUUGCUCCGGCUUGUUUGCUGUUUUACCAGGAGUUUGAUGAAGGGUUGAUGUAUUUUGAGUGUUCAGUGGUAACUGGAGGCCUAGGUUCACAUCCAGACUUCUCUCCCUGAGUCUCGGAUAGCUUUAGGCAACCAAAGCACUUUGAUUUAAGCAGGGGUCAGCAAACAAAUUGGCCUUAUAAUGCCAAUUUCUCACAAACGAUCAAACAUACCUGUAAGCCAACCGCAUUGGUGGUGCAAGCAAAUUAAGCCACUGUUUGGAAACCAUAAACUAUUUUAUUGAACAUGUCCUGUCUCAUGUCAACACUGACCCAAGUUGAACUGGUGGAAAUCUUUUGGGAGUAUGACCUCUGGGAACCACCUGUUUUUGUUAAAUACUAUCAAACAAGAUGUUCAACA